Messenger RNA from Paramecium tetraurelia, 1230 nucleotides. RefSeq lists its product as uncharacterized. The transcript is spliced from 2 exons. Lineage: Eukaryota; Ciliophora; Oligohymenophorea; Peniculida; Parameciidae. The record is from RefSeq and is a predicted model, not a curated record.
AUGGGCAAUAACCACGCCAAUCAGUUCGAGAACCCGUAUGAUAUCUACAAAACAUACUAAGUAACAUCCCUUUUGAAAAUUUAGAAUCACUGGUACGUUGGAGUGGAAAGGGAAGUCUAAAAACUAGGAUAUCAUAUCAAUGUCAGAUCAGAUCGUUUUCAUAAAAGCAACUUUCUUUCCUUAUACUAAAUAAUCAAACCUAAGGCUGAGUCAAUUAUAACAACAAGUACUAACGAAUCUCUCUUCGCAACAGAGUUAGAAAAUAUAAAACGAAGCAAAAAAACAAUAGAUCCAUUUAAAGAAUUUUAAGUUACAACAUUACUCUAAGAUUGUGAUCCUUGUUUUCAAGAUUAUGAGAAAUAAGUCAUUAAUUAAUUAUCGACUCUUUCUGGCAGCUUGUUGGAAAUCUUUUAAACUUUUCUACAAACAUAACUGCCCAAUACUAGUCAAGAAUUAGAUACAUUAUUAAUUAAAUUUCGAGAUUCAUUUGUUUAAAUUUUAAUACAUUAUUAUGAUCUUAGACACUAUGCUGCAAUAAAUUAAUGCCAAUUUCUAACUCUAUAAUCACUUUAGUGCCUUGUCACUAAUAUGAUUUUUAAUUAUGAGAUAUCUUCCUAUGUUUACUAAAUUAAAAAGUUGGAAUAGAUCGGCGAAAAUGAAAGGAUACACCUCAAAUUGAUCUAAUCUCAAAACAAAACCCUUGCAGAUUUUGGAACUUCUAUUAAGUUUUGCUUGGAUUGCACUACCAGAGAUUAUAUUCAAUCCAAAAUAUCAACUAAAAUUAAUACAAAUCCUUUCAUUACUACUCCUGUACAAUAGGAUAAUUACUAAACUCUUAUCAUAGAGGAUGUUGAUCUUACUUCGAUACCCUCACGACCUUAAGCAAGGUUGCUUUAAGGCACUUUUUUUCAUCAAUCCCCUUUUGAAAAAGCUAUAUAGGCCUUACAACUUAUUUAAUUUAGAUAGACUCCUCAUCAUAAAAUAAAAUAAUUAAUUCUGUGUUUUCAAUGUAUAUAUUCUACAAUUUUGGAUUAUUAUCAAUAAUUUGCUUAACAACCAUCAAAUAUGAGUACCGAUGAAAUGAUAACAAUAUUUAAUUAUGUUCUAUGCAAGUCUAAACUCUAAAAUCCAUACACUCACUUUGAAAUAAUGCAGAGGUACUUGGGAAAUUUAGAUGGGGUUGAAGGCAUCUAUCUAACCAUAAUGGAGGCCACCUUUUAUAUUGAUUGA